CUCGCAUCGCUUUUCUCGACUUCAAUCUAGUCGCAAUGGGUUGCCGAGUCUGUCGCGCGAGAAAGGUCAAAUGCGACGGCCGACCCAACGGGUGUCGGAACUGCGAGCGCCUCCAGCUCGAGUGCGUCGACGAUGAAGGAUCGAAAUCCGGUCGCCGGUCGGUUCCCGUUUCGCUGCGGAAGAUCCGAACAUAUCGCUCCUGCACGCACUGCCGCGUCUCCAAGACCAAAUGCGACGGCGACCGCCCGAGAUGCUCGCGAUGCAGCGCUCGGAAUCUCGAAUGUCUGUAUGACGGCGGUUCGGCCCCUCGCUGGGCGCGCAACCUCAGCAAGGCGCCCACCUCGGCUUCGGCGGAAGAGGGUCGGAACGAGUCUCACGACUCUUCUGUUGCGCCGGGAGCUUCCAGCUCGCCCAGUGUGAUCCAGUCCCGAGAGACCGGUAGUGUGCUUUCCGACCCUCCGAGGUCAUCGUCGACGAGAACCACCAGCACCACCAACCCACCAGUGGACUUUUCCGACGACACCGAGUUGUCGAUUCACUCAUGGCUCGUGUCACCGGACCUCCCUUCUGGCCAUAACAUCCGCGCAGUCAUCGACCAGUACUUUGCCAACAUCCACCCCCUCCGAUGCUUUGCCUUCGUUCAUCGUCCGUCAUUUACUAGACAACUAGACAAGGGCUUCGAAUCCGAUGAUGAAAAUGCCCUGUUGCAUAUUAUUUGCGCUCAAGGAGCGAAGUUCUACGCUCUUAAUCUCAAUUCAGAAGACCAUGCCGCCAAAGCAGGCCUGAUCCGUGCUGCUGGAAACGCGUGGGCUAAAAAGGCAGAGUUAAUAGUGCUCACCAACUUUGGAAACAUUUCAAUCCAACGACUCAUGACCUGCGUCUUGCUUUACGACUUUCAUUUCCGAUUAGGCGAGUAUACUCAAGCACUUAUGCUAAGUGGGCUCGCGGUCCGAAUGGCCCAUGCCUUACAAGUCAAUGUUGAAUACUCUCCCGAUAUUCUUUGUGCCGACACUGUCGAGGGCGCUCCACCAGCUGUGGAAAAGGAGAGUCGCAGACGCCUCAUGUGGGCUUGCUAUAUCCUAGAUGCUUGGACUGGAAGUGGCGUUGACCAGUUGACACUACUCCGUGAGGCUGACAUCAAGAUUCAACUUCCAUGCAACGAGCGCAAUUUCAGACUGCGCAUCCCCUGCGUCACCGAGACUCUGGGAGUAGGACACGUCCUCCAAUUUCUACCUCCUGCUAUUGUUCCACGGAGACCAGCAGCAAACAUGGGUAUCAUGGCAUACUACAUCCGGAUCGUCACACUGUGGAAACGAGUGGUUAGAUAUGUCAAGCAUUUGGAUACCAGCCCCCCGCCUUGGCUACCCGAAUCCGACUUUGUAGCCCUUGAUGCUGAUCUCCGGUCAUGGGGUGGCCAACUUCCCGAGUUCAUAUCCUACUCGCCUGACACCGUUUACGCUCGACUCGAGUCAGACCAACUUGGUUCCUUGGUUCUCCUACAUUGUACCUUCCACCACAACCUCUUGGAUCUGUACAGGAUAUCUAUGCCGGAUCUAUUCAAGUUGAGGAAGCCGUUCUACUUCCCUCCGAACCAACAGGAAUUUCUACGAUCCCUUCAAGCCGAUUGCUUUCACCACGCCCGUGAGAUCGCAAGUAUUCUAGCCGAAGCCGAAAAGCACGGAAUACGUCUGCUUGCGGACAGCUUACUCCCAUGCUUUGCGUAUGACAGUAGCCGAGUGAUGCUCUACUACAUUGCACGUCUGCUCGACUUGAGCAGGUCAGAUGCGGAGGGUAUCGUCAUGGAUGCGAUCGCCGCCGUUGAGAGCAACAGCAAGAUAUUAAGAACAAUGUCUGCGCUGUUCCCUCUCGCAGACUCUCUGGCUACAACUACAGAACGAUGGCUGUCCAAGAUUCGUCUCAGCUUUGCACAAGACGAGGAGAUGAGCGAUGCACCCGAUGACGAACUGAAUGAGGAAGAAAGUCCCAGAUCUCCCGUUGGCCUAGGCAGUCCUGUUGUGAGCAACCCCGGAGACACAAUAGCAGGCCUUGGCAUAACUCGCUCAGCGCGAAACGAGGCGCGCGAAACCAAACCAGAUCCGACCACUUUGUCGAGUGAUUCAGGGAGUGUCAGUCCUGCUCUUAACAGGCCAGUGGCCCACGGAUUGCCAAAUAAUCCCCACGAGACCCCGGCGCGAUCUGGUCUUCAACACGAGCAACCCGUUGCGCUUCGGACACCACCCGCAACGACAACGACAAUAACAUCGUCGGCAUACAUGAGAGACCAUGCGGUAGACCUCAGUGAUUUGCAAAACUACUUGUCCUGGGACAUGUACGGCAUCAUGGAAAUGGGCGACGCCGGAUUAAAGGCCGGCAUUGAAGGUAAAAGCAUGCCAUCCUGGAGUGGCGCGAGGCGAUGAAAAUGGCCAUUUUGACGAAGAUCAUCUCGAUGAUAAACUCUCCUGGCCAUAAUGUCAGGUUCGUCGACGUGGUGAGGGCAACUUCAGAUGGCCGCGUGGACGCGCAGCUGUGACCCCGCUCGGAUCGUCGGUUCGGGUCGUCGCCC
This is a messenger RNA of Ilyonectria robusta, 2563 nucleotides long. RefSeq names its product fungal-specific transcription factor domain-containing protein. The coding region runs from base 36 to 2417 and encodes 793 amino acids. Gene Ontology annotation, biological process: DNA-templated transcription; regulation of DNA-templated transcription. The record is from RefSeq and is a predicted model, not a curated record. NCBI's taxonomy places the organism in Eukaryota, Fungi, Ascomycota, Sordariomycetes, Hypocreales, Nectriaceae. The transcript is spliced from 8 exons. Gene Ontology annotation, molecular function: zinc ion binding; DNA binding; DNA-binding transcription factor activity, RNA polymerase II-specific. Gene Ontology annotation, cellular component: nucleus.